AGUCAACAUAGCCUUUUUGACACACCCUGGCAGUAGAGCUCCGCCUGCGGAGAACACACUCAGUCAAAGUAGAUUUUCUCUCUACAUCUACGUUUCAACAGGCAUUCAUGGAGAAAAGAACUGGCAGAUGAAUGGAUGAGGAAAAUAAUCUUUAUUUGCAGUAAAGUUGAGUUUCACAUUCUCUGAUCACCGUUGCGCAGCUUCUUUUUUCCAUUUAAAGGUUCAGGUUCCUGUUUCCAGGCAUCUGGUCCAGUGUGGAUUGUCCAUGUUCAACGAAUAAGAAAGUUUCCAGUUAUAAGGUCAUGGAUAUUUUUUGGCUUGGGGAUUCAUCGGAAUCUUAAUUAGAUUAAUAAUAUUUCUCUGUGGGAUGUGUCCCUCAACUUCAGCUCUGAGCACCACAUAUUUAAAAUGGCUUCUUUCAAUGUCAGCUCUCUCUGCUGUCUGGUUGUGCCCCCAAUUACCUUAAGACUGCAUGUGUGCAACUACCUUUAAAAAAAAAAAAAGGAUUUUGUGUUUUCUUUAAUAACGUAGAAGUGUAAAGUAAGUCUUAGGUACCACUGGUGUUUUAAGUGCAGUGUGGAGGCCAAUGGCUGACAUUAUAACGGAGUAAGUGAGGGAAUGGCAGGGCAGACAGAGGUGUAGCUGUACUGUUUAUUAUGAUCCACAUUCACAGUUUUGCAGUUCUUUGAGCAAAGCAGAGCUUAAAUCUGAUCCCAGGCCACCUUGUGAAUUGAUCUUUAUUUAGCCAAUCAGAGCAUCUGCAGAUGAAUAGUGGGUGGUUACUCUGUUCCCUAGGCUUUGUCAAUAUUUACACUGUCAGGAAUUAGUGUAGAGGGCUGGAGUUGCUACACUCAGGGACUCAUGGGCUCACUCUAUUUGGUGUGUUUGCACGAUGUCACGUGACAUCAAAAACUCGUGGGAGUAAGGCUCCGCUGGAGAACCUGGAGGGAACCCACACAGGAACAUAAACAUGCAAACUCCACACAGAAACACAGAACCUCUGCUCCACUCUGCUGUCUGUGCACCAUGACUCUAGUUGUACUUUCCAGAUAGAGGCUGUUAAUCAGUUCCUUAUAGAUCAUAUUUUUUUUCUUUCAUAAUUCACCUAUUUUCGCUCUUCUGGCAAAAUGAUCUCCCUAAAACUGUUGCUCUCCAUGUAUAACUUUCCUUUCAUACACCUAACGUUGCCCUAGAUGUUUUUACUUUUAUUUAUUUACUUUUAUUUUUCUUCUUCAUACUUUUCUGGCCCAAAAUGUUUAGAGCAACAUUUCUUUGGUUGAGCAAACAGUGUGUAUAUAGGUUUAGAAAGCAGUCUGACAUUUAUUUACAUUUUUUUAAAAAGCACAUAACAGCUGUGCAGGUUUUCCACAGGUUGGUCAAUAAUUUUACAGGAGAAAUAAGUGUGGUUUCAGUUAAUGUGCAGAUGAAUGAUUUGUGUUUCCUCUCCAGAUAAAGGUAGAAAGUGUGUGAGCUGAUGGGGAUAUGAAUUGAGCAGCAUGUAUCAGUGUGAGGACAGAGAGGAGGGAGUCCCUCCCUCUAAAACCGCUCUGUGUGGGGAACAUGAGAGCCAGACCAAAGCUCAGAGCCCAGAGCAGCAGCACUCACCACGCUCUGCUGGACCUGGACCUGAAUGUGGACCUGGACCCUUUAAGAGCAACCAGUCAAUAAUUCAUCCCCUUAAAUUCAGCUCAUCUGUUGAUGGAAGCAUCCAGCAACAGAGAACAGAUUCUUCUGAACCCAGCUGUCUGUCUUUCAAGAGCAACUGGUCAAAGGACAGGCCUAUCUCUUUUAAAGGACUACACCCAUCAGCUGAACAGAUAAUGGACCAGGAGAGCUCAAAGGUUCCCAGUGGUCAGUCUGCCCAGCAGCAUCAAACACACCUGGACUCCAUAUUUAUGCUGCUGGAGGACAACAUUGUCACUUUUGUGAAGAAUGAGCUGAAAAAAAUGCACAAGGUCCUGAGUCCAGAUUACCCAGAAUGCUUAGAGAGUCAGAGAGAGGAUGAGGAGGUGUGGGAUGGUAAAGAUGAAGAGCAGAGGAGGAGCAGCAGAGAGGAGUUUAUGAAGAUCACACUGAACUUCUUGAGGAGAAUGAAACAGGAGGAGCUGGCUGACUGUCUGCAGAUCAGACAUAUUGCUGCAGUUUGUCGACGUAAACUUAAAUCUAACCUGAAGGAGAAGUUCCAGUGUGUGUUUGAGGGGAUCGCUAAAGCAGGAAACCCAACCCUUCUGAAUCAGAUCUACACAGAGCUCUACAUCACAGAGGGAGGGACUGGAGAGGUCAAUGAUGAACAUGAGGUCAGACAGAUUGAAACAGCAUCCAGGAAACCAGACAGACCAGAAAGAACAAUCAGACAAGAAGACAUCUUUAAAGCUUCACCUGGAAGAGAUGAACCAAUCAGAACAGUGAUGACAAAGGGAGUGGCUGGCAUUGGCAAAACAGUCUUAACACAGAAGUUCAUUCUGGACUGGGCUGAAGACAAAGCCAACCAAAACAUACAGUUCAUAUUUCCAUUCACUUUCAGAGAGCUGAAUGUGCUGAAAGAGAAAAAGUUCAGCUUGGUGGAACUUGUUCAUCACUUCUUUACUGAAAUCAAAGAAGCAGGAAUUUGCAGGUUUGAAGAGUUCCAUGUUGUGUUCAUCUUUGACGGUCUGGAUGAGUGUCGACUUCCUCUGGACUUCCACAACACUGAGACCCUGACUGAUGUUACAGAGUCCACCUCAGUGGCUGUGCUGCUGACAAACCUCAUCAGGGGGAAACUGCUUCCCUCUGCUCGCCUCUGGAUAACCACACGACCUGCAGCAGCCAAUCAGAUCCCUCCUGAGUGUGUUGACAUGGUGACAGAGGUCAGAGGGUUCACUGACCCACAGAAGGAGGAGUACUUCAGGAAAAGAUCCAAAGAUGAGAACCAGGCCAACAGGGUCAUCUCCCACAUCAAGACAUCGCAAAGCCUCCACAUCAUGUGUCACAUCCCAGUCUUCUGCUGGAUCACUGCUACAGUUCUGGAGGAUGUGUUGAAAACCAGAGAGGGAGGAGAGCUGCCCAAGACCCUGACUGAGUUGUACAUCCACUUCCUGGUGGUUCAGACAAAACUGAAGAACAUCAAGUAUGAUGGAGGAGCUGGAACAGAUCCACACUGGAGUCCAGAGAGCAGGAAGAUGAUUGAGUCUCUGGGAAAACUGGCUUUUGAGCAGCUGCAGAAAGGAAACCUGAUCUUCUAUGAAUCAGACCUGACAGAGUGUGGCAUCGAUAUCAGAGCAGCCUCAGUGUACUCAGGAGUGUUCACACAGAUCUUUAAAGAGGAGAGAGGACUGUACCAGGACAAGGUGUUCUGCUUCGUCCAUCUGAGUGUUCAGGAGUUUCUGGCUGCUCUUCAUGUCCAUCUGACCUUCAUCAACUCUGGAGUCAAUCUGAUGUCAGAAGAACAACCAGCAUCCCAUAAGUCUGAAACAAGAAAAGAUGAAUCUGCAGAGACAUAUCUCUACCAGACUGCUGUGGACAAAGCCUUGCAGAGUCCAAAUGGACACCUGGACCUGUUCCUUCGCUUCUUACUGGGUCUUUCACUGCAGACCAAUCAGACUCUCCUACGAGGUCUGCUGACACAGGCAAGAAGUGGCUCAUGGACCAAUCAGGAAACAGUCCAGUACAUCAAGAAGAGGAUCGAAGAGACCCCCUCUGCAGAGCAAAGCAUCAACCUGUUCCACUGUCUGAAUGAACUGAAUGAUCGUUCUCUAGUGGAGGAGAUCCAACAGUCCCUGAGAUCAGGACGUCUGUCCACAGAUAAACUGUCUCCUGCUCAGUGGUCAGCUCUGGUCUUCAUCUUACUGUCAUCAGAAAAAGAUCUGGAUGUGUUUUAUCUGAAGAAAUACUCUGCUUCAGAGGAGGCUCUUCUGAGGCUGCUGCCAGUGGUCAAAGCCUCUAAAAAAGCUCUACUGAGAAGCUGUAACCUCUCAGAGAGAAGCUGUGAAGCUCUGUCCUCAGUUCUUAGCUCCCAGUCCUCUAGUCUGAGUGAUCUGGACCUGAGUAACAACAGCCUGCAAGAUUCAGGAGUGAAGAUGUUGUCUGUUGGACUGGAGAGUCCUCACUGCACACUGGCAAUCCUCAGUUUGACAGGAUGUCUGAUCACAGAGAAAGGCUGUGCUUCUCUGGCCUCAGUUCUGAGCUCCAACUCCUCCCAUCUGAGAGAUCUGGACCUCAGUAACAACAGCCUGAAUGAUUCAGGAGUUAAGAUGUUGUCUGUUGGACUGGAGAGUCCACACUGCACACUGGAGACUCUCAGACUGAGAAGCUGUAACCUCUCAGAGAAAAGCUGUGAAGCUCUGUCCUCAGUUCUUAGCUCCCAGUCCUCUAGUCUGAGAGAUCUGGACCUGAGUAACAACAACCUGCAGGAUUCAGGAAUGAAGAUGUUGUCUGUUGGAUUGAAGAGUCCAGACUGCACACUGGAGAUUCUUAGGGUGGAGCCUGGUGGAGUCCGAUGGUUGAGACCAGGUCUGAGGAAGUAUUCUUGUGAACUCACACUUGACACAAACACAGUGAACACAAAGAUCCAACUGUCUGACAACAACAGAAAGGUGACACAUGUGGAGAAGGAUCAGUCAUAUCCCAAUCAUCCAGACAGAUUUUACCCCCGGCAUCAGCUGCUGUGUACAACUGGUCUGACUGGCCGCUGUUACUGGGAGGUCGAGUGGAGAGGAGAUGCUUUUAUAUCAGUGAGUUACAGAGGAAUCAGAAGGAAAGGAACCCAUGCAGCCUGUGUGCUUGGAUGGAACAAUCAGUCCUGGAGUCUGUACUGUUCUGAUGAUGAUGGUUACUCUGUCUGGCACAAUGAGAGAGAAAUAUCCAUCUCCUCUCCUCUCUCUCACAGAGUAGCAGUGUAUGUGGACUAUCCUGCUGGCUCUCUGUCCUUUUUCAGAGUCUCCUCUGACUCACUAAACCACCUCCACACUUUUAACGCCACAUUCACCGAACCUCUUUAUCCUGGGCUUGGGCUCUGGUCCAUUGGUUCCUCAGUGUCUCUGUGUUGAGUGUAGCAGAGAGAAUCUCAUCCUGCAUCACAGUACCAACCCAAUCUCUUGGUGGUUUUAACUGCAGAGUACACACCUCAACAACUUUCAAGAUAUUAACAACCCCACAAGAGGUCAAACACGUGGUCUCGCCACCAGUCAUUUAGAACUGAAGAACCUUUUAGAUGAGAGGUAGAAUAGCUUCAAGAACCUCAAGAAUGUCCAGCUGCCUUCAAAUAGAACUGAGUGUGCAUAUGGCAGUUAAUAAAUACAUGGAUGUAAAUGUUGUUAUGUUGUAAAUAAAUUUGUGUCAACAAUA
Lates calcarifer (barramundi perch) is the source of this 5322-nucleotide messenger RNA. Its product is annotated as NACHT, LRR and PYD domains-containing protein 3. The record is from RefSeq and is a predicted model, not a curated record. NCBI's taxonomy places the organism in Eukaryota, Metazoa, Chordata, Actinopteri, Centropomidae. Bases 1497 to 5024 code for a protein of 1175 amino acids. Gene Ontology annotation, molecular function: protein binding. The transcript is spliced from 12 exons.